AUGCUGUCGCUGAAGGCGUCCAGGGCAGACAACUUCUACUACGGUAGUGUGGAGGACGAGCGCAUCAAGAAGAAGAAGGAGGAGGAAAAAAAAAAAAAAAACAAAAAGGACUACAGCGAAAUUAAAUUUGAAGUGCCCUACACCAUUAUAUGUACUAAAUGCAAAGCGUAUGUUUACAAAGGGGAGAGGUUCAACAGUGAGAGGAGACAAGUGGGGUUCUACUUGAGUACCCCAUUUUAUUCCUUCACUUUUACGUGCAAGAAAUGCCCAAAUGUAAUUGCCUUUGAAACCAACCCGAAAGAUUGCUCGUACGAUGUGAUCCAGGGGGCCAGAAAAAAAAACGAGCAGUUUGAAAAUGUCCUCACAGAACAGGGACGCAAUAAUGUGAACUCCAUCGACUUUGAAAAAAACAAAAAAAAAAAAACCAACCCUUUUCUGCUGUUGGAAGUUGAGGCCCUCCGGAAGAAGGGGCACCAAGGUGAACAGGCUACCCAACCGGGUGGAAAAGAAGACUCACACUGGGUGGAAAAACCACUUGGUUCAGUCGAAGCAUCACAGGAUGAACUUCCCGACGAUGACUCCUCCGGAGGUGAACUCCCCGAUGAGGAGCGGUCGAAUGAGGAGGACGACCCCCCAAGCGAAGAACACAUGAACGACGUUAUAAAGCAAAACUACCGAAGAAACCAUAUUUUGAAAAACGACUUCUCUUGCAAUAGCAACCUGAGGAAGCAACUGAGGGAUAUAAAGAGGGACAAAAUUCAACAGCUCCAAGAGCGCAAACGGAAAAAUAUUUUUAUAGACAUUGUGGAAGGGGACCCCCUCGAGGAGGUCCUCGUAAAGAGGUAUGUGCGCUAUGGGGAGAAGUUCAAACGGCGCAGAGGCACCCAGGCAGAAGGCGUCCAUGCCAAUGAUCACCACAGUAAGGAUCGCCCAGGGAAGGAUCCCCCAAUUAAACGCAAACUUGCGAAGAGUAACUUGAUAAAAAAAAAGAAGAGUAGCAUAUUUGACCAGAAGUAUCUCAGGAAGGGGAAGUAG
This is a messenger RNA of Plasmodium coatneyi, 1035 nucleotides long. RefSeq lists its product as uncharacterized. The transcript has a single exon. Gene Ontology annotation, cellular component: U2-type spliceosomal complex; post-mRNA release spliceosomal complex. The coding region runs from base 1 to 1035 and encodes 344 amino acids. Gene Ontology annotation, biological process: mRNA splicing, via spliceosome. Lineage: Eukaryota; Apicomplexa; Aconoidasida; Haemosporida; Plasmodiidae. The record is from RefSeq and is a predicted model, not a curated record.